Neurospora tetrasperma FGSC 2508 is the source of this 1725-nucleotide messenger RNA. RefSeq lists its product as uncharacterized. The coding region runs from base 1 to 1725 and encodes 574 amino acids. The transcript is spliced from 2 exons. The record is from RefSeq and is a predicted model, not a curated record. Lineage: Eukaryota; Fungi; Ascomycota; Sordariomycetes; Sordariales; Sordariaceae.
AUGGGCAUUCCACACCUCAGGAAACACCUGGAGCCUUAUGCGCAGCGAGGCGCAAUCCAACCAAGCAGUCUGGUCAUUGACGGGCCUGCACUUGCAUAUCACAUCUUGAACCUGUGCCGAAUAAAAACUAUCAAGAACAGCCCCUUUGAGCAACCAACCUAUGAGCUGCUAAGUCGGAUUACCCUUGAAUGGCUUGACCGGGUCAGAUCGUGCGGCCUCACCAUUUCGAGGAUAUUUUUCGAUGGCUAUCUUCCCACGUCCAAGACGCAUGAGCGGACCAAGAGGCUCAUGAAAACCUCCAAGGAAUUGCAGGGCUUUCAUAGAAAACACGUAAACGGACUCGCGCAGGGCCGCCCCGGCUGGAAUUCCAACAGGAAAGUCGGCCUGUUUCCCGAGGCUCAACCGAGUCAAAACGGAGUGAGCCCACCUCCACCGGCCUUCUUCGUUCCGUCCAUCAUCGAUACUCUGAGACAGUCUGAGCAUUACGCCUCGCAAACAACAGUGGUGCCCGGAGAGGCCGACGUGUUCUGCGCCCAGUAUGUCCGGGAACAUGGCGGGACAGUUCUGACAUCUGAUUCGGACCUGCUCGUACACAAUUUGGGCCCCAACGGUAGCGUUGUCUUCUUCUCGGAUAUAGAAUGCAAUCCGGCCGGCACAGAGAUCACGGGCUUGCAAUUCAAGAGUGCCGACAUUUGUGAACGUCUCUCUCUUCAGCCUGAGGAUGGCCUUUCGUGUCUGGCAUUCGAGCUCGUGAUGGACCCACACAUCACGCUUGAGCAAGCAGUCUCGAAAGCCAAGAGCAAGCACUCGGUCGUCGCGUAUCCCGGCGCGCACAAGGAGUUUACUGAGCAAUAUCUCUCCCCUGAAACGGCGUCUCAGAUCCCGGUCGAAGCAUCCGUCACGUUGGACCCCCGGAUAUCAGAAAUCGUUCUUCGGUGUCGGGACGAGAAACCGGCCAUGUACCUUCCUUUCCUCUUGGACUCUCCAACUCGAACUAGUGCGUGGGAAUCGAGCAAAGACAUCAGGCAGCUGGCAUACGCUAUCCUACAGACAGUCACUGGAUCACCAAUACCGACGGUUGCCGAAUUCAGGAGGCUUGAUCAGCCGUCAGCAGGGACACCUGUCAAGGUGCCGCCUAUCUCGGAGGUCGAGAUGGACGCAGCUGUUCUUGAGGAUGUUUUGUCAUCGAUCAUCAAAGCCGUGAAAAAGCCCAAGGCAGUUUGGAUGACACUAUCGGUCUACCAAGACAUUGUCAUGACCACCAGCCAAGGGAAGGUCCAGCCACUCAGUUUAAAGGUACUCCAGCAAGCAGUUGAAGAGAAGCUCGACACCUCGUCUUGGGAAUCUGUACACUUCCUCGCGCAGUGCCAAGCGACCUACUACUCGCUCAGGAUGCUGCAACAAAUCAUGCAGCAUGCAGCUUCUCAGGGCAAGGGACUAUCGCCCGCUUUGAAGGAAUUGCAAGAUUGUUUGACCAGGCUUCCUUCUCUCCCGAAUUUCCCCACCAUCUUCAACUUCCCAGAGAUGCUCCGACUGAUCAUCGACAACGAGGGACUGUCCUGCUUGACCAAGAUAUGCGCCGACCAGGAUGAUAUGGUACCGCAGCUGGAGGCCAUCAUGCAACCUAAGAAGCAACCAAAGUCGAACAAGCGGAAGAACUCGCAAGAACCUGAGGCAAGGCCGCGCUCUAACAACCCAUUUGCGCUCUUGGAUGCAGAGUGCUAA